AUGGUCUUCUCAACCCUCUUUUCUGCAGGCAGAAACCUUACUAGAGGAUUCUGGCGCAGAACGUCCUCGCUUUAUCGUCGUGCGGUCUCCGGAUUCGACUGGUUCAAGGACAAUUUCUGGGACCUGCUGAAGAAGGCUUUGAAAUUCCUUUCACGUCCCGAAGUCAUUGGGGUUAUUACUUUUGCUAUUUUUCUGAGAGCCUUGUUGAGCCUUGGAUUUACAGCUGAUGGAAUUGCUGCAGGUUCGGCCGCGGCUGCGUAUCAAGCCUUUGCGUUCGGUGCGUAUACUCCAGCCGGUGGACAUUUUGCUCGCUUGACAAGUAUGGCGAUGACAAAUUUGUACCCUCUUUUUGCUGUGGUACUUUCUGUGGUUGUUGCAGUGGUCGUGGCAGUGAUUGCGAAGAGAUUUGGACAGGGAUAUGUUUAG
Messenger RNA from Aspergillus chevalieri, 426 nucleotides. RefSeq lists its product as uncharacterized. Lineage: Eukaryota; Fungi; Ascomycota; Eurotiomycetes; Eurotiales; Aspergillaceae. The transcript has 3 exons. The coding region runs from base 1 to 426 and encodes 141 amino acids. The record is from RefSeq and is a predicted model, not a curated record.